Nasonia vitripennis (jewel wasp) is the source of this 4245-nucleotide messenger RNA. RefSeq lists its product as uncharacterized. NCBI's taxonomy places the organism in Eukaryota, Metazoa, Arthropoda, Insecta, Hymenoptera, Pteromalidae. The record is from RefSeq and is a predicted model, not a curated record. The transcript is spliced from 12 exons. The coding region runs from base 448 to 3513 and encodes 1021 amino acids. Gene Ontology annotation, biological process: protein deubiquitination. Gene Ontology annotation, molecular function: cysteine-type deubiquitinase activity.
CAGUUUUCCUUCUCUCUUCGUGUCCCGGCGAUUCUCCCUCGUUCCUUGAGUUCCUUCUCUCUUUCCUGUCCGCAGCGCGGUCGUGAGCACACAUCGCACAUAGGAUAUAUCACACACUCGGAAACAAUAACCGCGCGACAAUGAUGCGCCUACCGCAGCGUAUUAGUCGUGAAUCCCAACCGUUCGCCGAUACGGAGACCUGAGGAUCGUCGACGGGAGAAUCGAAGAUUUUGGAUUAACCUGUCAUGCGGCAACUCGCGUGCGCAGCCUCCGUCAGCGCAGCAGCAAUGGCGGCCUGAGUAAGUAGAGAGCUGCUGGCUGGCAGUACCGAGAGAGCAGCACUGCUGGCAGCAGCUGAGAGGCUCGACUUCCCUGCGGACGCUGCGCUUCGCUUCUUUCCAAUCUCCAGGGUCGCCCGCGCCGCAACGAGGAAACGGCGUAGUCUGAAUGGACAGCCAAGAGAGUCCUUUGGAAGGUGGAGGUAUUUCAAUGAUAUCUGACUUGCCUGAUACUCCUGACAAUUCCGAGGUCCCAGAGUCAACGGGCCUCAGUCCACUGACCCUAUCGCUGGAUCACAACCUCACGCUUCAAGAGGACAAUCUUUCUUCCAACGACAGCAGGAUGGGCAUUGAAAAUACAUGGACUGAAGCAAAUACUUCUGCCUCAGAUUAUGCCAUCCCACUGCAACCUCCAUUUUCAGACCUAGUGACAGAUCCAUUACAUGAUCCCAGAAAUGGGAUUGAACAUGGGCCUUUUCUUCCUGCAAGUGCAACUGAACUGAAUAAUCUAUUUUCUGAUACUGGUGAUACUCCUGAUGAUUCAAUAAUAGUUACUGCACCAGCUGGUGUUUGUGGUCUUCGCAACUUGGGUAACACCUGCUUCAUGGCUGCUGGGCUACAAUGUCUGACUGCCACACCACCUGUGCUACGUCACUUUCUCGAGCUGCAGCAGCGCGGCGAAAAACUGCCUCCGCCCGGCUCACUGAUGGCAAACUUCAGUACUCUACUGAGUAAAAUGUGGUCCGGAAAAUACAACGUACUUCAACCGACCGAAUUCAAACAGACUCUCGGCGUGUAUCACUCGCAGUUCAAAGACUAUCGACAGCACGAUUGUCAGGAAUUUUUGGCUCUACUGCUAGACUCGCUGCAUGAACAGAUGAACAUAGCAAAGACGAACAAGGGUUGUCACAUACCCACCGCGACUGCAACCACUGCCAGUGCUGUGAAUUCCAAUCAAAAUGGAGAUUCUUGCUUAGGCGCUACAUUUACUGCCACUAGUGAUUCCGAUCUUAUGGAUGCUCUUAUAAUGGAUAAUCCAGCGACGCCCGAUGGUCCUAAUAGUCCUAAUGUAACCAUGGCUGGCUCUCCCCGAGAUUCUUCAAUGGACGAUCUAGAUAGCACAGCUAAUUCUCCUCAUAGCUCGCCGCUGAACGAUGACGAGGAGACGCUCGACUCGGAUGAGAUAGCCGACCCCAAGUCCAGCUUCAUUCACAACGACAUGCAAGAGUUGCUGAACUGUGAGAUGCAUCUUGACAAGUUCAACGACAUAGCCAAGGAUGCCAAAACAAGCAACGCCAACUUCCUCGUUACUCCUCAGGAGUGCAAUAAUGAGAUUCACUAUGACUCGCAAAAGUUUCCCAAAGAGAACAGCCGGCGUAUCAUACUCGAAAAUGCGAAUCUCACGGAGAACCACGAUUUCGACAACAAGAGCGUGAGCAUCAAGCGGAUCAAAGAGGUCAACUGCCAACGUAGCAAUUGCAGCCCAGAAUGCGGCGUGUCGAGCGGUUCCGAAACGGAGUACGACAGCGGCUUGGAGAAGUGUAACGUAAAGCGGAUGCGACUCGAGGAUCAGGAGAAGAAUCAUAGAAAAGACGGACUAGGCGCGAGUAGUCUGCAGUGCUCAAGGACACUGCAGUGCCACGAGAACGGAGCAGUCGCGUCGCAGGACGAGGUCGAGGCCGAUAAGCAUUGGGCCAAGCAUUUACGAGCCAAUCGUAGCGUUAUCGUCGAUACCUUCCAAGGACAAUUUAAGAGCACGGUUGUGUGCGCGGUUUGUAAGCACGUCUCGGUGACUUAUGAGCCAUUCAUGUAUCUCUCCGUGCCUCUGCCUCACGCAAUGGAGAGGCAAUUAACCAUAACCUACAUUCCUAGCAACGGCGAGCCACCGGUCAGAUGUGUCGUCUCCCUCAACAAGCAAUCGCGGGUCAGCAAACUCAAAGAGGAAUUGCUCAAGAUCCUCGACAAGGAGGACGUUUCGACGUCCAGCAUCGCUUUGGCUGAAGUCUUUGAGAAUCACAUAGCGAAAAUACUGGAGGACAAUCAGUUGCUGCGGUGCGUCAACGACAUAAAUCGCUCGAUCUACGCAUUUGAAUUAACAGAUCCGCCGGAGUCGUGGGUCGAGAAUGAUACACCACCGGCGAGUGAUCGUUCAGUUGACCCAAGCCAAAGUGGCGCCAGCGGCACGGUGCCAUCGAAUACUAGCACUGAAGAAACCUGCACAAUUUGUCUCGAAGAGAACGACGGAGACCUCAAGAAGCACUGCGAGAACAAUUGCAAGCUCGUCAUCUGCGACCCUUGUAUCGAGACCUACUUCAAGAGCGAGAAGGAAAAAAAGUGUCCCGUCUGCACGGCUGAGAUGACGGCUGCCUACUUUGUAAAGAUAGACCAGACACAGCGGGCGCGACCAGCUAUCCGAAUACUCCACGUCCCGCUGGUCAUGCGACACGAUACUAAUGAGGCCACCAAUAAUCGCAAGGGCACUAAGCUCUUCGGACAUCCUCACCUUUUCAAGCUGCCUUCGCGGGUUGACGCCAAGGAUGUCUGGAACAUUGUCAGGAGGGUCGUACCUCAAGAUAGCGAAUUCACGCUUCAUUUUGUUGAUGGACAAGGUCAUCACUGUUCUCGAUGCAUGUUUGGUUCACACUGCACAGGUUGCAAGGUUCCAGAGAGUGGUAAGGUCAAUCUACAGAAUGGCGACAAUCUGGCUGUGCGGUACGUCGAGAACGUUCCUAAGGUUCAGCAACCCAUUGACCAUAUAAGCGUUAGUAGACAGAGACCGCAUCAUCCGCUGUCACUUUACGAUUGUAUACAAGCAUUUAGUCAGAGCGAAACCCUGGAUGAACACAAUCCUUGGUACUGUCCAAAAUGUGAAAGGAAUCAAUGUGCUACCAAGACGUUGACAGUUCAUCGAUAUCCUAAGUUCCUCAUAGUUUACCUUAAAAGAUUCGUAUUCUAUGAAUGCGUCAGUAUGAAAUUAGACGAUAAAGUGACCUUCCCCUUGUGUGGAUUAAAUUGCGGCAAGCAUCUUUAUGAUCUCUAUGCGUGCGUCUGUCACUUCGGCGGAGUAUCUGCUGGACAUUACACGGCCUAUGCAAAGAAUCCGCAAACGGAUAUUUGGCACUACUACAACGAUGAUGUGACAAGCAGGCAAAAGCCACAGGAGGAAGACUUUAGCAAUGCUUACAUCUUGUUUUACAGUCGGCAGGGUGCCAGCGUAAAACAGUGCAAUAUUUAAAGAAAGAGAGAGAAAGCAAUCUAAUGAAGACAUCAAACGACUGAACUAAGAAAAGUAUCAUUGUCAUGAAAGACUUUUGAAGAUCUCGGAAGGUAUCUCUAACUACGUAAAACAAACUACAAACAAAUAAGCAAACAAACAAACGUGAAAAUAUCUUUCAAAUUCGUUGGCUGUGUAUAAGAUAUAGCGAGAUUCAAAUAAUGGUUCGUUCCAAGAUACGUUUUUCAUUCUUGAAGUCUUCGUUUAUAAUCACUUGCGUUGGCACGAGGUGAAGUUGUUAAAGCUUUCCGAGAAGACUGGUCGAAUUGAACAAACUGCAAGUUGGGAUUUGGAAAAAAACGAACGCAAACGUGUUUUUAAAAUACGGUUUGCAAAUCGUAAAUACUGGGAUGGGUCAAUGAAAUCGUGAAAUAAGAAACGCUUUAACCAGAUAGGAAACAAGUAUUUGGCAAAAGUGUUGUAAAGAAUUGUAAUGUGUAUUAAACGUGAAUCAUGGGAGCACCUCGCGCACUGUUCCUCUAAUCGGUAUUGUUAAUUUGUUUAAUUUUUUUUAAUUAGCAAUUUUUAGACAAUUUUUAUUAAAAACAAGGAGAAAAGAAUGAAAAAGCCAGAGAAAAGUUCGGUUUAGCGCAAAACUGUAAAACUGUCUAAACGGAUUUGUACAAUAGGCGAAUACACACUCGUUGAUUCCGAACGAGCAUAAUUUAUUAGAAAAUAAAAGAUGAGCGUUAA